AUGGCGUUUGCGGAAGCUAGGGCCGCUUGGCAGAGAACUGCCAACCGAUGCUUAGUCCAAGAGGACGCUAAACGAGCCCCCAAAUUGGCUUGCUGUCCCUCCGUAACCCCUUCGGUUAAACACCCUGAAACAGAACCUGUAAAUCCAGACAACAGCCAAGAAGAUGUUCCCACCACUUUCUUUCUCCCGUUCAACCUGAAUCCUGCUUCUACCAGUUUAUCCCCAAGCUCAAGAUGGUGGCUACAAACACAGCCCAAUUAUGGGUACCGGCAGGUCAUGGCAGGCGAAGAGUUGACUACUCUUGUGGAGAGUCGAGAUCUUGAAUUGCUUAAAGAGGGUUUUGAAAAAAUAGGAGACUCGAAUGUUGGUAGUUGUGAAUUUUCUAAAGAUUCCGAUGACGUUUGUUUUGAUUCGGAGAACAAUGUGCCUUGGUGGCGAACGGCGGAUACUGAGGAGUUGGCUUUGUUGGUAGCGCAAAGGUCGCACGAGGUUUUGGAUAACUGUGACCUCCCGAGGCCUCAAAAUGCUCAUGUCAAGGAAGAUAUGAGUUGUUUUAGUCGUGAUGAGAGUUUAACCUCGUUACUAGUUCACAAGGCUGGCAUCGAGCAUCACAGUCAUGAUUCUAGACAAGGAUGUUCGCUUGCAGGAUAUUCUUGCCAGAACCUUAGGAAAUCAGCUGAUGUUCGGUUAGUGUUAGGUGUCGACAGGAUAUCAAGGGACAGCCCAAUCUACAAGAAAACGGGGGAGAGUGAGAGUGAGAAUGACAGAAGCAGAGCUCAGCUUCUAGAAGCAUUACGUCAUUCUCAGACACGAGCCAGGGAAGCUGAGGAGGUCAUGAAACGAGCAUGUUCUGAGAAGGAGCAUGUUGUCAGGCUCGUACUAAGACAGGCGUCCCAGAUAUUCGCCUACAAACAGUGGGUCCACUUUCUGGAGUUGGAGAAUAUGUAUUUCCAAUUCAAGAACAGCGAAGAUCAGUCUGGAUCCUCUGUGUCUCAGGUAACUUCGUCUAAUUGUGAGACCUCAGGAAAUAGAAAAAUGCAGAAAAGCAGGUGGCUCAAGUGUUCGAACCGGAAACGGGCCAAGAAGGCCCGGGAUGUGUUGGAUGCUGGAAAAUAUGCUAUUGUUUUUGCUUUAGGAUUGGGACUGUUAGGGGUGUUAUUUGAGCCGAGCCGAGUAGCUCAUUCACGUGCCCGUAUAACAAACAAUCAGAUCGGCUUGUUUAAUAAACUAGCAAAGGCUCUUCGCCGCUCGACUUGA
Molecule: messenger RNA, 1257 nt
Organism: Striga hermonthica
Lineage: Eukaryota; Viridiplantae; Streptophyta; Magnoliopsida; Lamiales; Orobanchaceae
Source: the annotation of a GenBank genome assembly